This is a messenger RNA of Solenopsis invicta (red fire ant), 6033 nucleotides long. RefSeq lists its product as uncharacterized. Gene Ontology annotation, cellular component: nucleus. The record is from RefSeq and is a predicted model, not a curated record. Lineage: Eukaryota; Metazoa; Arthropoda; Insecta; Hymenoptera; Formicidae. The transcript has 2 exons. Bases 1 to 4389 code for a protein of 1462 amino acids.
AUGGAACUUCACGGUGCGGGAGCGCCCGUCGGGGCCGUGGCCUGUCCUGUGUGUACCCUGUAUCUGCGUGAGGGUAUCAGUCUGCAAAAGCAUCUGGACACUCAUCCCAAGGAACAGGUUAUAGAUGCUCUUAUUAAAGCCAGCGCCUCCUCGGCACAGUCGCAACAGCAGCAGCAGCAACAACAACAACAACAACAACAACAACAACAACAACAGCAGCAGCAGCAGCAAGUUCUACCAUCAUCAGCAGGAACAUCACUACCAUUAUCACUGCAGCCACAGGCUGCGCUUCAGACCCCUACUUCUAUUCAGGCGCCCCAGGCGUCCUCCCAGGUCUCGCAGAACGCACACAUUUCUACUCACUCCCCGUAUCCUGUAGGACCCAUCUUUGAAUGUCCACCCAUAAGUACCAUGAUGCCACCGCAGUUCACCUCCUUCAGCUAUCAGCAAUUUGUGAACAAUGGGACCAUGAUGAUACCGCAGUAUGCGAUGGCGCCGCAAGCCAAUCAGAUGAUGCAGAUGCUGUAUAAUCCAUAUGGUAUGUACCAACAGCAAAUACCCACCGUCCAAAUGAUCUCACCAGUUGCAGCUAUUCCUGGCGCGACGACGACAACGAGGAUCCGACCAGUGGUUACCAUGGCCGGGGAGAACAACGUCAGGACCCUGACGGUCCCUGUAAAUAGUCCCGAGCCAAAGCAGAUUCUGCCAGAGAUUCUGCCAGAGGCGGAACCUGAGUCCGGGCAAGUUAUGUCAGACGUGAACCUCUCAGCGUCGCCUGUGCUACCGAGCGAAGACGCAUCUGUCAGGGUGAGGGAGGAGGGCGACAGCGGCGCGCUGCCGAUCGAUCUCAGAGGACAGCAGACACGGAGCUCUACGCCUCCCGGCGACGGCACGGUGCAGCAUGAAUACAACGCUAUUCCCAGAUCUAUUACAAUUGCCUGUGCUAUAGAUGACGCCGACAAGGUGGAGAGCGUAUUGCCGGACGUGAUGGACGAGGAGGCGUCGAGCAACGUUCCGACCGCGGACUUACAGUGCAAAACUGUCACGUACGAGCAGCCAGAAACACAACAGUUUACACAGCAGGUCAUCGAGGAGGGAUACGGGAGCGUAUCCAGGAAAACGCUCAAUGGGACAGCCGACAUCGAUUCCGUGGCUUGCGAAUCGGAAAUGAUGAGUGACGAUAGACCCGCGAGUCGCAGCAGCAGCAUAAAUAGCAACGUCGGCUCGCCGCGGGAUCUGAUAGCAAUAGACGCGCUGAAGGACUCUGUUCAGCCCGAGCUUAACUCGGUAGAGAAACUGGAGAAUCUGAUCACCAUAAUGGAAACGGAGCUCAAUAACGCUUCGCUUCAGAAAGAAAAUAAUAUUUCAAACGAUCAGGAGAGUUUAGACGCGAAGGAGAAGGACGCCGUGACGGACAGAGAGGAGAGUGUAAUUCACGACACUGUGGUCACGAUCCCGGGCUCCCAUGAGAAGGAUCACAUAUUGCCCGAUAUACAGGAAGAGAAUAAUUACGUAACUAACGAACUGAGAAUGCUGGAAAAAUCUUGUAGUUCGUCAUACAGAGUAGACUGUUCGAAAAUAAACGAAGCACUGGAGAGACUGGAGAGAACUUUUCAUUCAGAUAAUUAUAAAUAUAGUUUUUCAGCGCCUGCGUCGCCGGUUGCGAGGAGGAAGAGCCGCAAGGUCGUGCAGCGUCGCUAUAGCUCGCGAUCGGAGCAUGGAUCAUGCGAGAAUCUCAACGCGUAUCGUCACCGUGCCGGCUUCGACGACACCGCGGCCAUGCACGACGACGAAGAUGACGACGACGAUGACGAGGACGACGAGGACGUAGACGAGGACGAAAAGAUCGACGAGGAGGACAACUUCGACGAGGCGGACAUGGAGAUAGACGAGAUUCCCAGUCCGCAUACGCCUUUCGCGGACUGCGGCGUCCGAUCGCACACGCCUUUGUCCACGAUCAGCGGCAUUUCCGUGUUAAGAGUCAGGAAGGAUCUCAGCAAGCCGUGUUCACCUACGUCCAUGCAUUCGUUUCAUCACGUGGACAGCGAUAGCGUGACUCACGACGAGGAUAGUAACGGUGUAGGCAGCGCCGCGGAGAAGGAUCCGAUCGACUGUUCUCAGACGGAAGAGGAGAAAAUCAAGACUGAUCGUCAGCAUCAGGAGAACGCGCAGGUGGCGGUGUGCGGAAGCGUUGCGAAAAUUCAGGAGUCGAGCAGCAGUUAUGCGUACCAUCAAUCAGUGAUAACCGAGCACAUCAGUUCAUUUCCCGUGAUACACUCGCAAUCGUCCGUCUUGAUGCACGAGUCGUACUCCAUCACGACGAGCACCAAGACGCAAAAUCUCCUGAAUCUCUCCGAGUCAAUAAAUCCCACUACUAGUACCGAAUCCAGGAGCUUUCACUCGGCUAAGUCGUUGAUGCCGAAGCAAUCGAUGGAACUGCUCAACAUAAAUGAAGAUGCUCACGCCGGGCCAAUGAACGUCUUUGAAUUUGACGGACUGCAAAUAUUAGUUCCUAGUACGUUUAUAAGUGACUCGUCCCAGAAAGCGGUGAGUGCGACCAGCCAGCAAUCUAUGGCGAGUAGCGAGGGUGCAAUAGGUAUCGAUGAAGAAGUGAAGAGUAUUAAUAUGCGCGCCGACGAGACCAUGCCACCUAGGGGCGAAUUGUCGGAACAAGAAAGUAAUGGUUGCACGGAGCAGUCUGCAUGGCAGUUGUACAUGGGUCAAGAAUCGUCACGCAUGUCCACCUCUUACGAUUUGUUGGCACGAGAAAGCUGGGAAGAAUCAGAAGGAUCCGACAACGAAAUCAGCGGGCCGUUGUUGGAUAGUAGAUCAUUGGCCACGCACUUUACUUCAAGCCUGUUUCUGGAUCGGGAUCGGAAAACACCGACCAAACGAACAUUCAAGUGUUCCCACUGUAGCGAAGUGUUUGAUUGUCCGAAAGAGCGUAGAGUUCACAGCACAACAGUGCACAAGGACGCAAUGCCCAGUAGCAGUAGAGACCAUUUGGAUCAACCAGAGGUGAAGGACAUCAAGUUGUUGGAUAGUCGCAUGAAUAUGUUUGACGACAUAUUUAUACCGAGUAUACAUAUGCAACAACACAUGUACCAUCAUCAGCAGCCGCUCUUGCAUCAGCUGCAGCCACCGUCGCAGCCUGGAUCGGACGGCCUGACGAAAGCCGAGGCCGACCAGAAGAUCGGCGAAAAUUUGGUGAUACCGUCGAAUAUCGAGGUGAUCUGCACGAUAUGCAAUCAGCGUUUCAACAGCGAGAAAUCUCUGCAGGCGCAUCACCGGCGCAUGCAUAUCGCCGAUGUGAACAAACGCAUACGCGAGACCGCCAAGUGUCAGAUAUGCAACGAGGAAUUCCCGUCAGUGUUCCUGUUCAACGCGCACCUGAAGAUACAUCCGUUAGAAUGUGGCCAAUGCGGUAAAUAUUUCUAUCGCAAGCAGAACUUCAAGCUCCACAUGAAACGUCACCUAGGUAUCAAACCGUUCCCGUGUACCGUGUGCGAUAAAGCGUUCCUCACCAAGCAAAAGCUAGAGGAGCACACAAAUGGCCACACCGGUAACGCGCCCGUCAGGUGUAGCUUGUGUAACGAGACCUUCCGCAGAUAUUCGAAUCUGACUCAGCACAAAAAUAGGCAUCAUUUAAACAUCAAGAAGAAGCUCAAGGACUAUAUAUGCCACUGCGGUGAGGUGUUCCACACGAAGAAAAAGCUCGCCUGGCAUAAGGAGACGCAUGAUGAAAAGCCCAAGGCGUGCACGUAUUGCAAUGAGCGAUUUAUCCACAUGGCUAGCCUGACGCGUCACAUGCGUCGCGCUCAUAAUCGCCGAUUUGUUCCUGAUGCUCAGCGCGAGAGCGAAAACGUCGAAUGUCCAAUCUGCAAGUGUAUCUACCUGCGAUCGUCGCUGGCAGUGCAUAUGCGCGUGCACAAUGGCGAGCGACCGUACGAGUGUCAAGUUUGCUCCAAGGCGUUCAGCACCAAGUGGAACCUGCAGCUGCACAAAUGGACGCACGCAGCGCGCAGCACCAAGCCGUUUAAAUGUAAUCAGUGCAGCGCGGCAUUCUACCGUCACAGCGACUACACAGCGCACAUGAAUUCCCAUCGGAAUGUGCGGCCGUACACUUGCAACUACUGCGGCGCGCAGUUCAUCCGCAAGUACAACUGUCUGCGGCACGUGAAGGAGCACGAGGAGAACAAAGCGUAUACGUGCGAUGUGUGCAACAAGACCUUCCACCGCUCGUACUAUCUCAAGGAGCAUUUGCGUGUGCACUCGGGCGCGCGGCCGUACACGUGUCAUAUCUGCGGCAAGUCGAGCGGCACCAAGUCCAAUCACAACAAACACGUGCGAAUUCAUCACGCGCGCGAGCCUGUAAAUACCGAGAAUUGAAUAAGGAUUGCUGGAUCAUCUACGACCCGCUAUGUUCAUUUUGGCGUUCUUAUUGUCGCAGUUGGGAUGAAUCGGACGGGACUCGGCGCAAUCGCACACGUUGUACUUGUAACGAGAUUACAGCGUACACAGUUCUCAGGAAACUGGAACUAUACUUUUACACUUUGAUUUGGUAUGAUGUAACAUUUCGACGAGUCUCCACGCGCAGUGGACACUCAUCGCUACGUGCCUGCGGCACAUUAGAAGCUGAACUCGUCAAAGUUUUGAUAAGGUGGUUGAUCCUAGUUUUGAACCGAUUUUUCUCGAACUGGCUUGGUCCAGCCCAAAUUCUACACGAGGGAUAGUCGUGCUAACUGGUUAGCGAUUCGCUGUCCCCGUCUAAAUUAUAGCUACAAUUACCGUCGGUACUACGAAAUUUAGUUAAGAUUAUUUAGCGCCGAUCGACGUACAGAUAACGGCAAGUCGAUGUUUUAUUGUACUCGAUCGGAGAGACGCGUAUUGCGUUCACACGCGAUACAGAAAAAGAUAUAAUUAACGAAUAUGUACGGCUGUACGCGUAUACGCGCCGAUGACAAUGAAGACAAUUGAGUCACCGUAACGGUAUUCGAGUGCUGAGUCUAAAGCACUGGGUCUACUGUUAAGGGUUUUAUUCGAUUUCGUAUGUAUGAGGAAUAUAUACUGUGUUAUAUACAUGCCGUACAUUUUUAAUAUUAUUAAUACUAUAAAGGUACAUGAAUUUUUUAUAUAUAUCCGAAAGUGUCUUAUGGUAACACUUUAAGCAUUGCCAUACGUAGAAUAAUUCGGAGACAUUAACUUUGUCAUCCGUGUGGUUUAAUUUUAGACAAGUAAUUUUACCUUAUCUAAAAUCUCUUUUUUUUCUUUUUUGAUCAAAUUGCUAUUAAGUAACUGUUACAUUAUUAUCAUUCUUUUUGUUAAUGAAUGCAAGGUAUUUUUUUUAUUUCUAAGAAAUUCAUUAAUACUUGAUUUUUUGUAUGUAUAUAAUAUUUAAAUUAUGUGUUAAAAUGUGAUUUAGUUUAAUUUAAAAGCACUUAAAAAGAAAAAGAAAUCUUUAGAUAUCCAAGCAUUUAAGACUAAUGUAGGGCAUGCAAGUAUUCUAAGGACUUCUUUGUUCCAUAACAAUUUUUAAAAAAAGUAUGCUAUGUAUGUUACUUAUACAUUAAAUUCUAUCAGCUUGUCAAUGUAUUGCAAUACUUUGUAGUUAUUUAUUUUUUAUUUAUUGCGUUGAAAAAGACAAAAAAUUUCAUAUAAAAUUUGUAUAUUUAAAUUUUUUAAAUUUUAUUUUAAAUCAAGUUUACGUAUUUAUUAAAAUUUGUUUGUGUUCUGUUUUCUCUUUUUCUUGCAAAACUUAUAGCCCUGCGAAGAUAUCUAAGGAUCAAAGUUGUUAUCUAUGAUAUAUUGUAUUAUCAAGCAACUUCAUUAUACGGGAUUGGGAUUUUAUUACGUUAUACAUGCUACGUUUUAAACAUUUGCGUAUUAGGUAGGUCCAGUGACUUCAGACUACAAUUACCUAAGCUACUGAUAUGAAUUUUUAAUAAAGAUUAACUAUCAUAAUAUAUGUCACAAAGAUUCUCAAAUAAAUCUUGCGGAGGAAAAAUUUGCUACGCAAUGAAAGGACACGUUUGC